This is a messenger RNA of Suillus subaureus, 1232 nucleotides long. RefSeq lists its product as uncharacterized. The coding region runs from base 88 to 975 and encodes 295 amino acids. Lineage: Eukaryota; Fungi; Basidiomycota; Agaricomycetes; Boletales; Suillaceae. The transcript has 2 exons. The record is from RefSeq and is a predicted model, not a curated record.
AGCACAGAUAAUAUCGCGGAGUUUCAAAAUCUUGUGCACAUUCAAGAAACUCACCGUCAGUAGGAAAAUUGAUCCCAUAGCUGCAAUAUGGCCCGUCUUGAUCCUGUUUCAAGCGACGAUGACGCGCCGGAAGCAGUUUCUCACUCUAUUUCCAAACGGAAUGCUAAGCGGGAGAAGAAAACCCUUCGUGACUUUGAGGCAGAAGAAAACGCGCGGAAGAAGGCACAAAACCGGGAAAGGGACCGGAAAUUGAAGGAGCGGGCAGUUGUUACGCGUCUGGGGAAGCUUUCAGAUAACGUGGUGCGGAAGGGCAAGCGGAAAGCCCCAAGGGAAUUUAAUGGCGGAAGUGAUGAGUCCUCCGGUCAAGAGGACGAGGUUCUUGAGGAUAACACGUUGGAGGUGCGAAUGCGCCGCGCUAUGGAGGACGCUGCUGCUGAAAUGGAUGAUGGAGAUGAUGAGAGUGGCGACGGCGAGCUAGAAAAUCUGACGGAUGGAGGAUCAGGUGACAGUGUAAUAGAUGAAGAGAUGGCAGAGUUCGAUGGUGAAAGCGGACUAGAAGAGGAUGAGGAGACGUCGAGUGGAAGUGAUGACGAAUCAGGAGACGAAGACCAGCCUCCGUUAACGAAGUCAUUGACCAAGGGAAAAUAUCUGGAAGAUACGCUUUUCACGUCUGCAUUUGCUUCGCAAAGUGCGCAUGCAAUGGCAGAUACUACUGCAACCAAGUCACUACAAAAAGUGCAACCAUCGAGAAAACGGCAGCGACGGCCACUCGCACGCGCCAAAGACAUUCUUGUCGGAACUCGUACUAUCCGUACCCUACCCGAUUCACUUGCGUCCAAAGUUCAUUCAACAGCUCACACCAUCCCAUCACAAAAAAUACGCAAAUUUAUCAAUCAAAGCCUUGCUAUUAAAGGUCGAUUGGCGUCUGCUAAAGCAAAAGCGCGAGGAUGGGAGAGACGGCCAGGUGAGUCGUAGUCUAAUAUUGCUUUCACUCAUGCGAAUGAAAAUCUAGCGAAUAUCGGCGUAAUGAAAUGGACUGGGGCGCCUUCUGGUUUUAUUCGCGACAAGCAAUGAUAAAUUGCGCUACCAGUUGCUACGAUUAAACCCAAAGACGAAUUCCGAAUGGUGAUCGGUCAGGACACCUGUUGCAUUCAGGAAUUACUGAUGGAGAUGGAUAUCCGACUGUUCGUCCUGAGAUGGAAGAUAUUGGCUAAGUUAUGGCGACCUGCACU